Molecule: messenger RNA, 720 nt
Organism: Acipenser ruthenus (sterlet)
Lineage: Eukaryota; Metazoa; Chordata; Actinopteri; Acipenseriformes; Acipenseridae
Product: parvalbumin-2-like
Exons: 5
Coding region: 118-447 (109 amino acids)
Cellular component (GO): nucleus; cytoplasm
Molecular function (GO): calcium ion binding
Source: RefSeq, a predicted model, not a curated record
CAGAUUUCGAGUCGGGAGAAUAGUAUAUAAACACGGUGCACAGGUUUACUGAGCACUGAAGUUUGCUCGACUCAUUCCCUCAGAUUGUUCCCUAGCCUUUAGGAGAAUCCAGCUAAAAUGGCCUUCGUCGGUUUUCUUAAGAAUGAAGAUAUUACUGCAGCACUGCAGGCAUGCCAAGCCGCUGACUCCUUCAACUACAAGGUCUUCUUUGCCAACGUCGGCCUGAGCGGCAAGUCUGCUGAUGACGUGAAGAAAGCCUUCGAAAUCCUGGAUCAGGACCGGAGCGGUUUCAUUGAGGAGGAUGAACUGAAGCUGUUUCUGCAGAACUUCGCCGCUGGAGCCAGAGUUCUUACUGACGCUGAGACCAAGGCCUUCCUGAACGCUGGUGACUCCGACGGUGACGGCAAAAUCGGAGUUGAUGAGUUCGCUUCCCUCGUUAAGGCAUAAAUACCAAUCGACCAAACCCAACACCUCCUGCCAUCAAGGAACAACAUUUUUCAAAAACUGCUUCUCUCAUCCGAAUUAUAAAUAAUUUUUAUACAUUUGCUUUAUAAAAUGCCUGCCGACUGCGUCUCCCUUUGCAGCACAAUGUGCAAUUGUAAAUCUUGCUGAGUUGUGUUUCAUGUCUUAAUUAUGCAUUUUGCUAAUUUGUAAAAUCAUUUGAUGCACUUUUCAGAAAGAACGAUAAUAAAUAAAUAAAUAUUCUUUUGGAAAAGAAAA